GGCUGUGGACUCUGGCUGUAGUACUCUGCAGUGACUCAUGCAUGGUGGAGAAGAAUACCCAACGGUAGGAAGCUGUCGUAGUGGGAGUGAAGGUGUGAAGCCAUUGUGAACAGCGCUGGGAGUAUCAAAGAAUAGAGGAGAGGAAGGAAGAGCUGUGAUUAGCUGCACUGGAGAGGAUUUCUGUUUAAUUUGUCCACGGUGGAGAGCUUUCACUAGCCCAGAGCCCGGAAUGGAGCGCAAGUGAUGGAGCCCAUGACGGUGACGACGUCAGUGGUCGGGCCGGAGGAGUUCGACCGGAAUGCUCCCCGGAUCUGUGGAGUGUGUGGGGACAAGGCGACAGGAUUCCACUUUAACGCCAUGACCUGCGAGGGCUGCAAGGGCUUCUUCAGACGCAGUAUGAAGCGCAAAGCCAACUUCACCUGUCCCUUCAACGGGAGCUGCACCAUCACCAAGGACAACCGCCGCCACUGUCAGGCCUGCCGCCUCAAACGCUGCAUCGACAUCGGCAUGAUGAAAGAAUUUAUCCUGACAGACGAGGAGGUGCAGAGAAAGAAGGAGAUGAUCAUGAAAAGGAAGGAGGAGGAAGCAGCUCGAGAGGCCAUGAAACCCAGACUGAACGAUGAGCAGGCCCGCAUCAUUUCUUCUCUGGUGGAGGCCCAUCACAAGACCUACGAUGCUUCCUACUCAGACUUCUCAAGGUUUAGGCCUCCGGUGCGUGAAGGCCCAGUGACCCGCAGUGCCAGCAGAGCCGCCUCUCUUCACUCUCUGUCGGACGCCUCCUCAGACUCAUUCAACCAUUCACCAGAGUCUGUGGACAGUAAGAUGAACUUCAGUAACCUGCUGAUGAUGUGUCAGGAUGGGGCCAGCAGUCCAGACUCCAGUGAGGACGACUCAAAGCUCUCAAUGCUGCCCCAUCUGGCCGACCUGGUGUCCUACAGCAUCCAGAAAGUCAUUGGAUUCGCCAAGAUGAUACCAGGAUUCAGAGAUCUGACCCCCGAGGACCAGAUCGCUCUGUUGAAGUCCAGUGCCAUAGAGAUCAUCAUGCUGCGCUCCAACCAGUCCUUCAGCCUGGAGGACAUGUCCUGGAGCUGUGGAGGACCGGACUUCAAAUACUGCAUCAAUGACGUCACUAAAGCGGGUCACACUCUGGAGCUGCUGGAGCCUCUGGUGAAGUUCCAGGUGGGUCUGAAGAAGCUGAACCUUCACGAGGAGGAGCACGUGCUGCUGAUGGCCAUCUGCCUGCUCUCCCCAGACCGUCCCGGAGUUCAGGACCACGCCCUUGUGGAGCAGCUGCAGGACAGGCUGUCUGAUGUUCUGCAGGCCUACAUAAGAGUCAACCACCCUGGAGGACGCCUGCUCUAUGCCAAGAUGAUCCAGAAGCUCGCUGACCUGCGCAGCCUGAACGAGGAGCACUCCAAGCAGUACCGCUCGCUGUCCUUCCAGCCGGAGCACAGCAUGCAGCUCACCCCCCUGGUCCUGGAGGUGUUCGGGAGCGAAGUGUCCUAGCUCAGGCCCCUCCCAUUCACACACCCCAACAGGACUUUACAGGACGGAUAACUCAACACUCAACAGCCUUCUCCACCACCAAAACCGGCAAAUGUAGGAGAAAUAUGGAUCACCGUACAGACAGCCACCCCUUAUAACCUCCUCCUCUGAACUCACCGCUGGAAUUCGCUCGGAUACACUGCAAAAAUACUGCAGUUAUUAUUCUUAUACCAACAUUAACCUUGUGGCUAGCAUCAACUCCCCUGAUUUCUCCCCAAAGAUUGUCUUGCCCCACUUACCCUGGACAUAUGUGUUCCUUUGUUUUGUGUCCACCUGUCUUUCCAUCCUCAUUGCAUCCCAGUGAUAGAGAGGAUUGGCUAAGCAUAUCUUAAAACAACUAGUAAGCUAGAGCUUAAUGCUAGCUGCAUUGCUAAAAUUAGCCUCCUACACCUACUAUAUAUCAUUAAUCAUUGAUAUUUUAUUGAGUAUUUGAAAGGCCAGGGCUUAUACAUACUUGGGUGAGAUUGAUAUUUUGUUUGUUUUUGAGAAAAUCAGAUGGCCAGAUAAGAAAGUGUAAAGAAGAGCAUCUCAGUGAAGAGAAUUACCAGAAAUGAGUAGAGGAGGUGGGACAUUACUACAGGUGGAGUUCCCUUUUUCAAUUCAAAAGGGAGUCUUCAUGAACUAGAAUGUAUGUAUAAUGCUAUAUAUAACAAUAAGCUGAUAUAUCUUUAUAAAACUAUAUUUAAGAGAAUGAAUCAUGGUGGCUUCUAUUGAAGCACAGUAAUGAGUGUUGUUUGACAUAGAGGAUCUGAAGGCCCCACCUCUAUCAUGUGUUGAAGACAAAUGUGUGCAGAGGAACGGAGUGUGCCAGGAGUCUAUUUUUGUGACGUGUGUACAGUGUAUGAGAGUAUUGAUGGACCACAAGGGGGCGCUACCAGGCUCUGAACAGGGGAGCACAUGUACUGUCUGCUCUUUGGACCUGUGAAGUCUGAUGACUGACUUAUAACGCCAUGUUUUCGGAAUAAUCCAAAAUAUUUGUCGGAAUAGUUUAGACUGCUGCUAAGACCGUCAGUGCAGUUACACACAUGUGGAGGAAAUGGACCCACUGCCUGAGUCAGACUUCAAUGUAAAUGUCUUUUGAGUUUGGAUUGGCAGUAGAUUCACUUUCUUAUCUUUGGACUAGGACAGCUUUAAAUAAAUUCAUUCUGUUAGUUACAAAAAUAUAUAUCUUUUCAAACCACUGCUUUAAAGAGCAAGCUAGUGUAGCACUGUCUGUAAUCUUUGCCAUAUCUUGAUUAUGUAGCCCUGUAACCACAUGAUCACAUAGGGAAUUGUACUACACUAGCUUUAGGCUAAAAGUAUGCAGCAUAGUCAAAUCCAGCUGUCCCAUCGUCUGAAAUAGGCAUGCAUGUAACUGUACUGAGUGGAGCUAGAUAGUUGGAGCCAAGCCAACUAGCUGCUGUUGCCUCAGGGAAUAGUUUGUCUGGUAAUCGUGUGUAUUAGUGUUUACGUGUGUGUGGCGUAAGCUUACAAUCAAAUCUGACAGAGAUUGUUUUCAAACCUCUACAUCACUGUGAUAUAAUCCUAAAACAUAACAGUACAACUAAGCUAAAGGGACUUUAUAUAAACUACCCAUUCUCCAUUCCUGUUUCAUUUUUUUAUUCAAAUUGUAAUCUCCAAAACUGACACCUUAACUCACUCAAGUAUUUAAUUAGCCUUAAAAACAUGAUAUAGAGACAGUAGCAAUAGCAUAUAACAUGUAUCGUAUCUAAGUAAGUCUUUGAAGCGGGGCAAUGGUAUGGGAGUUUUUUCAUUCACAAAUGGUCACGUCUGUUGUCUGUACACCAGCCACAUAAGCGAGGUUUUGGAUGUUGUUGGGACAUCACUACAUAUCAUUUCUCACUCUCUGGACACAGUGCAUGCUCACCCUUCAUACAGGCCUGGAGCCCCCCCUUGUGGACAAACUCUGUAAAUACCACUUUGCUAUAGGUUUGUACAUAGUUAGAGAUUAAUGUAGGCUAAAAUACUAAGAUUUCAGUUGAUGACAUGCUCUGGACGUACAGCACUAUAUGCAACUAGGAGAUGCCUUUUCUGUUUAACUCAGACUGAAUGGACUGAAGGGGUGCGCCCUGGUCAGGGUGACUUUGUUUUGACAUGAAUAGAAGAUGUGAAUGCACUUGAGCUGGAUCUUAGUGAGCUUUUUUUUUUUAUUGGAUUCAUUCGGGGCUGAUGCUGUUAGCAAUUUGACUUUAAAACAUAUAAACUUACCAGGCUGGGGAACUGGUCAUGUCCUUGGAAACAAAGAAAGGACAAUAUUGGUAAUUAAUAAAUUGUAUCAGUAAAUAAUUAAAAUACUUAAUAUAAUAUUGUUUUUCAACGUUUAGCACUUAUAUGAUACAUUUCUAAAUGUAUGAUACUACUUUUUUGGCAAGGCCAGAUUACUCAAAGUUUUGGCCUAAUGUUGUUGAUGUGUGGAAAAAUACAGUAAAUCAGAGCAUUUGGAAAGUUGUGGGAAGAAAAAGCACCUGGUACAGGACGAAGGAAGGGCUUCACAAUUAAAAUGAUGCCAAGAUGGUAUGGGUGUAGAUCUGUAAACUUUAACAUAAUAUAUUUAUAAGCUACAAGAGAAGGUCCUUUAAAGUCACUGGUCACUUCUCUCACAUGACAUUCCCAUUGGUGGUUAAGCAUUCCGUCUGCCUCAAGUGUGUCCCUAUUGGCCGGAUCACGUGACAAGGGCCGCCCUUCUGUCCAUUCCCAGCUUAUGGAUGUACGGCUUUCUUCUUUUUCAUGUCAAUCAAUAAGCUCUGGACAAUUAUAUAGAAAAUCCAUAUUUUUCAAUUGUGUUUUUUCCCACAAGAUUGUUCUGUUAUUAGAGUUUGCUGUCUUACUAUGCUUGCGCUGAGACGUUGUUUUCUAAUGAAGCAGAGAAGAGCAGUGGACCUUGGAGACUUUGUUCCAGCUUCACUCGGAUAGUUUCACUAGAUUCUUCUGAGACUGAUAUGGGACACUUUGGAGGAGAGUCUUUGGACGGUCCCCAGCUGUGUAACUAUGAAGCUAUGUCAGACACAAUCAAACAAACUAACACUGCCUAUAUUGACUCGUAUAGCAACAGCAUGUGCGUGCCUAUUUGACCAUUGACCAUCUAACCACCUCUUUGUUCUGCAAUAGCAAUGUACAGCAGGAUUCAUAGCUUUAACUUCAACAGCUCUGCUUUUCUGGAAUCGACCGUGGCACACCAAGGGCUGAUGGGGUCGGAUAGGACUUCAGACUCUGGAAACUGAAGUAGUCAAAAGCAGGAAUGGAUUUUCAGAAACAAACUUUGGACUCCAGAAAGCAAUGUCUGUUCUGUAAGUCUGUACAGAGUUUUUUGUUUUUCUUUUCAAAAAGGACAUGUUGCCACAGGCGGAUGUAGAGUGCAGAGACUGACAAAAAUAUCGCCUCCUAAAACCCAAAGUGUACCAUUGUCACGAUCAUACAUCGCAGCUCCUCUGGUUCUGUUUUAUCGGAACAUUUUUAGAUUAGCAAGUGGACUUUCAAACAGCAUCUGCAAUUUCUGUUUGAACAAAUGGAAGCAGGAUGGAGACGGGGAAACAGAAUGGUGUUUUAAGGGUUUGUAUUUUGCAUCAUUUGUGAAAGAGAAGUAUGUAUGAGACACGUUGCCAGCACUAGAUAAAGCUGGCAGCAUUUGGCUUCAAAAACACAAUUUAAAAUAACCCUUAAAACCAAAAGACCCAAUUAUAUUGCACUUUUCCAAUGAUGUAUUUUAGAAGCAUCAACAUAGAUGGACUCUAUGUUUUUGCUUAUUGUGAGACUAGUUAUAAUUUGUAUCAAAUUACAAAAGGAUUCUUAGACUUUCUUGAAGAGAGUUUCAGAAAUGUAACCAUGAUGAUACAUGGUACAUUAAUGCUAAUGUGGCAAAAGUAUUAUCUGAUACUAUAUAUUCUUUGUAUUUACUAGUAUUACCUUGUAUUUAUGCACUACAAAAUAUAGAUUUUUAUUCGAUAUUGUCAGCCUAGAAAAUAUGUGUGAAUUUCAGACAUAAUUUUAAGGGCUGAAAGUGGUUCCGAUCACAAACUUUAUUCAGUACAAAUGCUACCAUACAAAAUACACAUCAUUUUUUAUAUAAUACUAAACUAAUUAACGGUGCAGUAUGUAACUUUUUUUGGUGCGGGGUCCACUACCUUCUUGUCUCUGUUGCAUUGAUUGUUAUUGCUUUGCCUAAAAUGUUUCACUGUAUGGCGACAAACUUAUUUUACAUUUAUUUCUACAUAUUUACAGUUCAAAAAUAUAAAUAUCUUGGAGUAAAUAAUGCUAUCUUACUCUCCACAGACCUUACUUGUAACUUGGUGCAGUUGCCUUUCUUGCCUCUAUGAAGUUAGAAGAGUUUAAUGCUAUGUUGUGGAACAUGCUGGGCAAAGCAUUAACAUCUCCACGGAGAUGAGCAGGUGGCGAACACUCCUUUGGGAAAGUUACGCAGUGCACCUUUUAAACCAUGGUGAUGAAAAAAUAGUACUGCACAAUCUGAAACCCCUUGCUCUUUCCAAACAAGGCUAGGUGAACCAACCACAAAGACAUAACCAAAAGUACGCACUUACUUCUCCUUUACAAUAAGAAUUUCUACAGUAUUAUCAACGUCGUGAUGAUUUAAACCCUUAAAACUCACUUUCAGUUUCCCUAACUCCGCCCUGCCAUCGACCCAGGUCAGCAGCUCCACCUCAGUAGCCUUAUUACAAAAACAGCUGGAAUCAAAUACCUCAUUUACAGGAUGUACAAUAGCCUUCAAGGGAACCAAACAUAACAAGCCAAUACACAGACACUCAUACAUACUGACGAAACCUUUGCAGUGUUGAUUUUAGCUCAAACUACAUUUCAGUUUCCAUCAGAGCAGUCGGUGUAAGGAGUGGAUCCCAAUGUUUUUUGUUUUUUUUAUGUUAACUUCUUUACUCACUAGCUCCUCUCUCUGCCUCAUUUCUUAAACUCUAUUCAACUCAGCGCUGCAGUUACCCCAACAUACUACCUCUCCCUCAGCACAUACUCAGUCAGUAUAAACAUAUAUAUUUUUGUUGCAGCUUGAUUGUUAAAUAGGAUACAGUUGGUUAUAUAUUUUAACACUAUUUUUUGUCGUUUAUGUACAGUUUUAACUCUCUGGUUCUUUCUUCAGAUGCUGGACAAUUUUACCUCAACUCUGGGUUAGCAUUACAAUUAGCCAUCGCUAGGGUUGUCUUUACGGAAGUGUGGACAAGACAUGGUUAAAGAAAAGAAGACAUUUGCAGUUUGGAGUACCGUGUUUGCAUUUUGACGAAGAAAUAGCCUGCAUAUUUCUUGCUGCUAUUUUCUAUUAGUGUAGCUUACAUUUUAGCAGUGUUUCUAGUUAAGUUGAAAAGUUGAAAGUAGAAAUUCCAGUGAAAGAAUUCUAGAUUGAUUUUAUUUAGGGCUGCAUAAUAUAUACAGUAUAUAUAUAUUUUUUAAAUGAUAUUUCAUAACAGUGAGUGCGUAUAUGUGUACAUCAGUAUCCCAGUUAUCAGGCAAAUUCUGGUUAUGGCAGUAUUCAGGAUACUCAAAAAACCCGAUCAUAACUGGGAUACUGAUGUUUUGCGUUCAGAUAAUACUAUUGUGAUAUUUUAUGUACUUUUUAAAACUAUAAGCUUGGUUAGCGUGACCAGUUUUUCAAAAUCAAAAACUGGGACAAUCUCAGUUUGGGGUGGUUGGUAAUAAUAAAAUUGUUAAAAGAGUGCGUGAUUAAGAAAAAUUGUUAUGUACUCAGUCCAUUUGGGAAUUUUCAAGCUCCUUUUUUAUGUAUUUUGGCUGAAAAAAUGACAAUGAAUUCCCUUCUUUACUCUAGCAGGGAUCAAAUUGGUCAGAAAAUAGGGACACAUGGGACUGGGACUGGUUUUGGAUAAAUCUGCUGGGACAAAAGUUUGACUGUCAAAGAUAAAUAGAGAAGUCUGGUCACCCUAAGCUUGGUUAAAUUAAAACAAAAAUGUAAACAUCUUGAUGUACAAAGAUAUAGAAUAUACUAGGACCAAAACAAGGCUAAAUUUGGAACUACAAUAAUAAGGAAAUCAUGAAUAAAAUGUGAUUAAUAUUUUAAGAAAACUUUAAACUUUGUGUUGCUAUAAAUGUUCUUGUAAUGUCAUUUUUUGUCAAUUUUGCCAUCUAUUGUGCAGCCCUUAUUUUAAACAUAUGCCUUAAACAUGGUCUUAAACGAGGCUUUUUCAGAUGAGUACAUUAAUCGUCCACAAACUUCAGUCUUCUAAAGAUCUAUGACCCUCUGUCUGUUCACACUUCGGGGCAAAACUAGACACAAAUGUAAGUGACGAUUUCUUUUAAAGUGCAACAAAGCCUACGUAAGGAUUAGCCACAAACAACACAGUAACUCUUUCACAACUGCCUUUGUGCCAUCUCACCUUUCUAUCUGACAGGACUCGUAACAUUGGGAUCCCAGCUUAGAUUCUAAACGUACGUGUAAUGUUGUUUGUCCAAAUCCCACACGCUUCUGCAUUCUUCCUCUGUUUCUCUUUGGCAAAUAUGCUCAAUUCUUCAGAUAUGUAUGUGCGCUACAGAAGCAACACAGCGAGCCUUCUGACUUUUCAACUAUAAUACAUCUUCUUAAUGUUGUGUGGCUGCCGCGCUUUCAGUGCUUUUCUGUUCUCGACAAAGCAAUGGGCUGUGAUGCUUAAUGCAGAUGUAAGUGUGGAGUCAGCAGAUUAUAAGAGCAGUUGCAGUAGAGAUGUCAAAAAUUCUACUAUCACAUACUGCCAUUAGUUGUCAAAUCUUGCGACGUAAAGCCAGGAGUUUAUUCAGCUUUCUGUAGCUUAAGAAUCAAAACUAGUUAGGUUGAGAAGCUUUCAAAUGUAGGCUAGUCAUAUGGACACUGUGUUAGAAAUCAAAAGCAGGGCAAUUUCAGUUGUAAACUCGAGGACCUAUAUCACUCAGAGCAUUAUACAUCUUAAUUAACAUUGUCCAGUUCUACCUUUGACACUUCUUCUACCAAUGACCACUCCUGGACUAUAAGGGAUUACUGGACUCAGAAUAAAAAAUGUAAACAUUACUUAUUUUUAACCUAGCAAAGUAGUAAAACAAAAGCAUAUUUUUAAGUAUGGCGUAUACAGUUAUAUCUAGCUUGAAGUAUGUCAGCUGCUUCAGGUGAAAGUAACAUUGCAUUAUGUAAUAUUUCUGGAGGAGGGUCCACACCCCGCUUGUCUCCAUGGAGAUGUCAUUGCUUUGCCUGUCAUUUAUUGCCAUUUAUUGUAUAACCUGUUGCAUUUAUUCAGUCAUAGUUAUUUUUUAUUGCUGAAACAUGCGUUCGGUGAGAAUGCACAGAUGUAACCCGCAACUUGCCCUGCUUGUCUCCACGGAGACGGAUACAAAACAACAGCAUCUCCACAGAGCAGAUGGAGGACACUCCGUCAGAAAAGUUACAUAAUUCACCUUUAAAGAGCCCAUGUUAUGCUAUUUUCUGAUCGUUAAAAUGUUGUUUCCUCAUCAAAAACAUGCCUGGAGUUGUGUUUUGUUUCAGUCACACGAUUAACACACAACUGCUGCGUGACAUCAUGAGGUGGAACAGAGCUUUUUGACCUUUGGAAAUGUAGACAGACAAAUAAUUCAAAAUUACUCAGACAUAUGUUUUUGAUGAGGUGAAAAACAUUUUAAAAUUACUUAAAGCUCAUAAGAGUCUAUUGUGUGUACUAUAGGACUUUUAACACAGGUACAACAUUUUAAAGACUAUAUUAAACUAUAUACUGAACUUUUAUGUAUUUCGUUUUAUGCCAGGAUUGUUGCAUCUCUACUGCAGUGUAAUUCUGUUUUGUUUUGCUUAUUAUCUGUUUCUUUUUUUUUUCUCUGCUACCUCGCUUGCUCAUUCACACUCACAACCACACACACACUACAGCUCGUGCACCAGUCCUACGUGCACUCCUCUCUCACCAGCAGUUCUUUGCCAAUGAUGCAUUUGCGUUUUGUCUCUGCUACAUCCUAAUUUUAUGAUUUUAUUUUUUUUUUGUAUUUUAUUUAACAUUUUUGUGAUAAUAAUCUCUGGUAUUAGUAGUAACUCAUGCAACCAUCCGUCACGUUUGUAAAACUUAUGGAAAUGCACAUAUUUUGCUCAGCUCAGUUGUACCUUGGUGUGCCUAUAACCAACAGCCUUAUUUUGGGACAAUAUCAGGGGUCACACAGUAGGGGGCGCUCUGUGCUCGUGCUACUGUUGUGAAGAGAGUCAUUUGACAUUUCAGCUUUUCGCUGUUUGCUCCUCUUCAGAUCCAUACAUUUGUUAGACUCUUCAGCUUUUGUAUGGGUGUAGUAGUUUGUGCAUGGCAGGUCAUGUGCUGUAAAUAAGCCUACUAAUGUUAAUGUAAAGAUGUAUUACUCAAUAGAAAUUUAAACAUCAGUAUAUUUUAUUUUUCAUUUUGACAGUAAUUAUCCAAUGUUUAUUUUUUGUAACUAUAAAAUUCAAAUGGAUAAUGAAUAUAUUUACCAGUAAAACUCGGAUAUUAGAAUAAUCAGAAAAAUAGAUCUUAUUUUUGGUGUGUUUACAUGCACAAGUUGCCUGGGAUCCAGAAUGUUUUGAUUCCUUUACGAAGAUGGGCAUGAUUGACAGGUGGAUUAGCCAGUCAGGGACAAACUUAGUCCAGUAGAAGUAUAUCACAAGAGGCUGAGAAAAAAUUUGGAUUUCUGCAGCAAUAAUGAGCAAAACACUAAAUUCUAUUAAUCUGAGAUGAGAUUUUACUUGUAAAUCCUCAGUGACCAGUGAGCUCCUCUGAGAAAAUCGAAUUUGAUUGGACAAUUACAUUUGACCGGCCUUGAGACGCAACAGAGGAAGUGGGGACCUGACUGCUAUAAAUCAGUAUAAAAAUACAGAGAGAUAAUUCUGGAUCUGCCAGGCAAAUACACAAGAGAAAUCUGAUCAUCAAAAUUAGCAUUUUUUUAGAGAAACUGUUACAUAGGCUAAUGAAUUUUAAUCUGUAACAUUUUCUUUUUCAGUUUCCUUUGCUGCAUUAGUUUUUUUGUGCAGGUGUGACCAGUCAGAAAGAAAUCAUAUUACACGUUAGACAUAACUGCUGACACGAAAUUUCAGGAAAUCAGAUAGCGAUCAGAUAUUUUGUGCAUGUGAACACAGCCAGUAUCAGUAGGCUCAUUCUAAAAACUAAAAGUACAUUUUUUUUCUAAAUCUGUUUUAAGUUGCAGCUGCUGUGGCCUCAUGAAUCUCAAACUACUGCUCAGAAAUAUUCAAAAAAUGUCAAAAAAAAAUAUUAAGUUGAGUCCCAAGAUAAGACCCCUUCCCUACACCACCAUGCAGUACAAAAGCUAUUACUCAUUAUAUACCGUUGCCAUGGCGUCGCUGUUGAUGUAGUAAAGUAUUAGCAGCUCCAUACAACACCAAUAGUAUUAAAGCGUACCUUAUAAGUUUGUGCGUGCUCAGAUCCGCCGCCUGUCUGUCUCUCUGUCUUUAGCUCUUCUGUUGAUUCAUUGUUUGUUGAUUACAUUGUACGUAUGUAGUAAAUUACUAAUGUUCUGGGAAAUCACAAAUAAACAGCUGUACAUAAUGACGCAAACAUACCAAA
Messenger RNA from Boleophthalmus pectinirostris (great blue-spotted mudskipper), 11045 nucleotides. RefSeq names its product vitamin D3 receptor A. Bases 244 to 1506 code for a protein of 420 amino acids. Gene Ontology annotation, cellular component: nucleus. The transcript has 9 exons. The record is from RefSeq and is a predicted model, not a curated record. Gene Ontology annotation, molecular function: nuclear receptor activity; zinc ion binding; vitamin D response element binding. NCBI's taxonomy places the organism in Eukaryota, Metazoa, Chordata, Actinopteri, Gobiiformes, Gobiidae. Gene Ontology annotation, biological process: negative regulation of transcription by RNA polymerase II; positive regulation of transcription by RNA polymerase II; cell differentiation.